This is a messenger RNA of Uloborus diversus, 2356 nucleotides long. RefSeq names its product DNA replication licensing factor mcm5-A-like (gene Mcm5). Gene Ontology annotation, cellular component: MCM complex; nucleus. Gene Ontology annotation, molecular function: 3'-5' DNA helicase activity; single-stranded DNA binding; single-stranded DNA helicase activity. NCBI's taxonomy places the organism in Eukaryota, Metazoa, Arthropoda, Arachnida, Araneae, Uloboridae. The transcript is spliced from 15 exons. Gene Ontology annotation, biological process: DNA replication; DNA replication initiation; double-strand break repair via break-induced replication. The coding region runs from base 45 to 2237 and encodes 730 amino acids. The record is from RefSeq and is a predicted model, not a curated record.
UAGUUCAUUUUGCUUCGAGUUUUCCUGAGGAUUAAAUUUUAAUUAUGUCGGGAUUUGAUGAUUUAGGUGUGUUUUAUAGUGACAACUUUGCAUUUGGUGAUCAGUCAGAAACAGAUUCUCAACGAACGGACUUUCAAGCUGCUAAACGACGGUUAAAAGAAUUUAUUCGUCAGUUUCAUGAAGGAAAUUUUGUUUAUUACUACAGGGAUCAAUUGAAGCAACACUAUAAUUUGCAGCAAUAUUGGCUUGAAGUAUCCCUAGAAGAUUUGACUAGUUUUGAUGAGUUGCUUGGAGAGAAACUAAACAAACAGCCAACUGAAUAUCUACCAUUGUUUGAAGAAGCUGCCCGAGAAGUUGCCGAUGAAAUUACAAAACCUCGUCCUGAAGGAGAAGAAAAUAUCCAUGAUAUUCAAAUUAUGAUGCGAUCAAAUGCCAAUCCAUGUUUAAUGAGAGAUCUGAAGUCAGAUCACAUUUCAAAACUUGUGAAAAUUCCUGGUAUAAUUACUGCUGCCUCAAGUGUCCAGGCUAAAUCUACAACAAUUAGUAUCCAGUGCCGUUCCUGUAAGGAAAUUGUUCCCAAGAUUAAAAUUAAUCCUGGUUUUGAUGGUUUAAAUUUGCCUAGAAGAUGCAAUAGUGACCAAACAACUGGUCAACCUCGUUGUCCUGUUGACCCAUAUUUUAUCAUACCAGAUAAAUCUGAAUGUGUUGAUUUUCAAGUUUUGAAAAUGCAAGAAUUGCCAGAUCAUGUUCCACAUGGAGAAAUGCCUCGCCAUAUACAACUAUACUGUGACAGAAAUUUAUGUGAAAGAGUAGUACCAGGCAAUCGAGUUACUGUUCUUGGAAUUUAUUGUAUUAAGAAAUUUACCAGAGCAAAGAGAGGUCCAUCUGAGAAAGCAAACAUAGGUAUACGUAAUCCCUAUGUUCGAGUUAUUGGUUUAUCUGUUGUAACCGAGGGAGCAGGCCGAUCAACAGGCAUCUCGUUUACUCCAGAAGAAGAAGAAACAUUCCGUUUCUUAGCUAGCAGCCCUAACAUUUUUGAAAGAAUAACAAAAAGCAUUGCUCCAUCAAUCUAUGGAUCUCUUGAUAUUAAAAAAGCUAUAGCCUGCAUGUUAUUUGGUGGAUCAAGAAAAAGAUUACCCGAUGGCUUAACAAGAAGAGGGGACAUAAAUAUUCUUUUGCUUGGAGAUCCUGGAACUGCUAAAAGUCAGUUGUUGAAAUUUGUAGAAAAAGUAGCCCCUGUUGGAGUCUAUACUUCUGGAAAAGGUAGCAGUGCUGCUGGCUUAACAGCCUCUGUCAUUAGAGAUCCAGUAUCUAGAAAUUUUAUCAUGGAAGGCGGUGCUAUGGUUCUUGCUGAUGGUGGUGUGGUAUGUAUUGAUGAGUUUGAUAAAAUGCGGGAAGAUGAUAGAGUCGCUAUUCAUGAAGCUAUGGAACAGCAAACAAUCUCUAUUGCAAAAGCGGGUAUCACAACCACUCUAAAUUCUCGAUGUGCUGUAUUUGCUGCUGCUAACAGUGUUUUUGGCAGAUGGGAUGAGACCAGAGCUGAGGAAAACAUUGAUUUUAUGCCAACUAUUUUAUCUAGAUUCGAUAUGAUUUUUAUUGUCAAAGAUGAGCAUGAUGAACGUAAAGAUAGUAGACUUGCGAAACAUGUGAUGGGUCUUCACAUGAAUGCUUUGCAAAGUACUGAAGAAGUGGAAGGAGAACUCAGCCUUGCAACAUUAAAGAAGUAUAUUGCCUUCUGCCGAUCGAGAUGUGGUCCUCGCCUUUCACAUGAAGCCUCAGAAAAGUUGAAAAACUAUUACUUUUACAUGAGGGGUAACAGAGAAAAUCAAAGUGAUAAAAAAUCAACUAUUCCAAUCACUGUAAGGCAAUUAGAAGCCAUUUGCAGGAUUUCAGAAGCCCUUGCUAAGAUGGAACUUCAGCCAUUUGCAACUGAAAGACAUGUUGAUGAAGCUAUGCGUUUGUUUCAAGUGUCUACUCUUGAUGCUGCACAUUCAGGAGAUCUUGCUGGGGCAGAAGGUUUCACAACUGAAGAAGAACAUCAUACCUUGUUAAGAAUUGAAAAGCAGUUGAAGAAAAGGUUUGCUAUUGGCUCUCAAGUCUCUGAAUUUAGCAUUGUGCAAGACUUUUUAAAACAGAAAUAUCCUGAAAGAACAAUUUAUAAAGUUAUAUAUUCUAUGAUAAGAAGAGGUGAGCUUCAACAUCGUUUACAAAGAAAAAUGCUGUACCGUAUCAAGUGAUUUACAAAUUGGAUAUAUUGCCGAGCAAUGUUUGAAAGCAGAACUUGGAACAUUUUAAAAAACUGAUCAUGUCGAAAUUUUCCUUUUUAUGUUGUUGAAUUUUAACUACCUUAGUAUUU